Messenger RNA from Monopterus albus (swamp eel), 1005 nucleotides. Its product is annotated as T-box transcription factor TBX1-A-like. The transcript is spliced from 8 exons. The record is from RefSeq and is a predicted model, not a curated record. The coding region runs from base 1 to 1005 and encodes 334 amino acids. Gene Ontology annotation, biological process: cell fate specification; positive regulation of DNA-templated transcription; regulation of transcription by RNA polymerase II. Gene Ontology annotation, cellular component: nucleus; chromatin. Lineage: Eukaryota; Metazoa; Chordata; Actinopteri; Synbranchiformes; Synbranchidae. Gene Ontology annotation, molecular function: DNA-binding transcription factor activity, RNA polymerase II-specific; RNA polymerase II cis-regulatory region sequence-specific DNA binding.
AUGGACGCUAAAGUUCCCUUUACACCUUUCUUCUCCUCAGGUCCUCAGCUGUCCCAGAGCUGUGAACUGUCACCACCCUGGCGUGCAGACGGGGGGCCACUGUCGAGCACCAAGGCCCCUCAGAUCACUGGGGUUAGAGUUCAGCUGGAGAUGCAAGCACUCUGGCAGCAGUUUGACCAGCUGGGCACAGAAAUGAUUGUUACCAAAGCUGGAAGGAGGAUGUUCCCAACAUUCCAGGUGCAAAUCUCUGGGAUGGAUCCUGCUGCUGAAUAUGUCCUGCUCAUGGACUUCAUUCCUGUUGACAAUAAAAGAUACAGAUAUGCCUUCCACAGCUCAUCCUGGUUGGUGUCAGGGAGAGCAGAUGUUACAGCCCCAAGCAGGAUGCAUUUCCACCCAGACUCACCUGCCCUUGGGGCUCAGUGGAUGAAGCAGACUGUAUCCUUUGAUACUCUCAAGCUCACCAAUAACCUGCUGGAUGACAACGGACAUAUGAUAUUAAACUCCAUGCAUCGCUACCAGCCUCGCUUUCAUGUGGUGUAUGUGGAUCCAGUGCCUAACAGCCACUUAAAUGCAUACAGAAACUUCUGCUCUUUUUCCUUCCCAGAGACAUGCUUCAUGGCAGUCACUGCCUAUCAGAACCACCGGAUCACACAGCUAAAAAUAGCUAGUAACCCAUUUGCUAAAGGCUUCAGGACUACAGAUCCCCAAGACUGGGUGGGUAAUUCCAGGCCCCUGGCAGUGUGGUGUCCGCCAGAGGGCAGAGCAAAGCCCCUCACCACCAAACUUGAAGAGCAGAGAAGCAGGGGCUCAAAACCUUCAACUAGACAGAAGGAGCCUACCCAGUCGGUGGAGCAGAGCGAACUGUUUCACCACUGCCAAGACUCAGUUGGACUCACCAUAGAGAGGAAAGAUGGUGGCAGCUUUUUAACACCUUCUUCCUUUGUCCCUCUCACUUCCUACUGGGACUGUACAGGAUCAUCUCAAGUGAGAGAUAACCUGCCAUAG